CUUGACGUGUGAUUUCUGCUUGUACCCAGCGUUGACUUCUUCAGAUUUUGCAAGAAGGCCCCUCGUGAAGAGUUUGCAACGCAGCUCCAGUGUGUGAAAUGUGGGACACGGAGCCAUGAGCCGCACAGACGAAAGAGAAGUAGACUUGAGAAGCUGCAGUGUGGAUGACAGCCCCAAUGACAGCUGGUCCUGGGUCCAGACCAUGAACUAUGUGGGCCAGCUGGCGGGCCAGGUGUUCGUGCAGGUCAAGGAGCUGUACCGAGGACUCAACCCCGCGACGCUGUCCGGCUGCAUCGACGUCAUCGUGGUGCGCCGGCCCGACGGCUCGCUGCACUGCUCCCCGUUCCACGUGCGCUUCGGCAAGAUGGGCGUGCUGCGGUCCCGCGAGAAAGUGGUGGACAUCGAGGUCAACGGGGAGCCGGUGAGUCUGCACAUGAAGCUGGGGGAGAACGGAGAGGCCUUCUUCGUGGAGGAGGCCGAGGGCGCGCUGGAAGUCGUUCCUUCGCAUCUCGCAACAUCACCCAUUAUGUCGAGGGGCGAGGUGCUGAUGGAGUCCCAGCUGGGCAGGAGCGGCUGUCGUCAGCACGACUCCAUCACCCGCAGCCCAGCUCCACCCCAGCACCCGGCACCGCAGCAAAGUGAAGGCGGGAUGGCGAAGAAGAGGAGGAAGAGGAGGAGGAAGCCGCGGCCAGACGGGGGCGCCGGGAGGAGAGAGGAGAGCGGGGACGAGUUCUCGGAGGACGAGGACAUGUUCACCAUCGACCUGAGCUCAGACGAGGACGGAGAGGGAGGCGGCGGCAGACCUGUGUAUGGAGACCAGACGUCCUCACGCUCCACCUGGGCCUGUCCUCAGAGCAACGACCUCACGGAGCCUCUGUCCGCGCCUCCUCACUGUGGCCUCUCCAUCUCCUGCCCUCCACACGCCUCUCACUUCCCGUCCCCUCCCAGCUCCGACAACUCCUGCUCCUCGACGCCGAAGAGCGACUCGGAGCUCAGCACCCGGAGCAAGGACAACCCAGAGAUGCUGUGGAGCUGGGGGGAGCUGCCCCAGGCUGCGCAGCCGCCCUUCCUCACCUCGCACCUGAAGCCGGCCGCCGCCGCCGCGCCUUCCGUCCCGCUGUCCGGCAGCACUCAUUUCAGAGCCAUCCACGCCGCUGGAUCCUCCUCCAUCAGCGGCGAGGACAAGGAGGCUGAGGAAGCGAAGAGCAGAGCCACGGAUGAAGCAGCGAGGGCUGAGGAGAGGCCUGGAGGACAGCAGGAGGCCGUAUGUUUUGGUUCAUCCGGUGCAGACGCGCAUCCUCCGAAGCUUCAGGCCGAACACGUGGGUGAAGGCGCCAGAAGAACAGAGUCGCCGUCCAGGAGGAAAGAGAGGAGGAGCCAGCACCUGGGGGCCGACGGCGUGUACCUGGACGACAUCACGGAGCUGGAGCCUCAGGUGGCCGCGCUCUACUUCCCCAAAAGCGACGACGGCGGCGGCUCCAAAGGCGACGCGGAGGUGAUGGCGCUGAUGGGGCUGCGCGGCUCCAACCGCUCCCCGCAGUCGGUGGGCAGCAGCGGCGGCGACAGCGGCGUGGACAGUCUGCCCGAGCUGCCGCACGUCGCCAUCUCGCUGUGCGGAGGACUCACGGACGACGGCGGCAUCACGGCGGGGCAGUUCCAGGAGAGGACGGUCUCCUUCCAGCAGUUCUCCGAGAACCCCUCCAUCAUCGAUGACCCCAACCUGGUGGUCAGGAUCGGAAGCAAGUAUUAUAACUGGAGCACGGCGGCGCCCGUCAUGCUGGCCAUGCAGGUGUACCAGAAGCCGCUGCCGCAGUGCUGGUGUCUGAGCUACGUCUUUUCCGCCUUCGGCCUGUUCUCCUACUGCCUCCCUGGUCUGUUUGGCUCCAGCUCCUCACGGCCCGCCUCGGUGGAGAACAUCAUGAAAGAGAAGAUGCCAAAGAAGGGCGGGCGCUGGUGGUUCUCGUGGAGGAGCAGGAACAGCGAGUUGAUAUCAGAAGCAGCAGAGGCAGGAGGAGACAGAGAGCUCGCCAUGAACAGGAUGAAGGACGAGUCAUCCUCCAGCGACGAGGACCGCGGCUCCUUCAAGCCGGCGCCGCAGCCCAUGGCGACGUCCAGCAGCUUCUGCUUUAAGAAGACGCUUCGUCUCACCUCAGAGCAGCUGGCCAGCCUCCAGCUGCAGGACGGUCCUAACGAGGUGGUCUUCAGUGUGACCACCCAGUACCAGGGCACCUGUCGCUGUCAUGGAACCAUCUACUUGUGGAGCUGGGACGACAAAAUCGUCAUCUCGGACAUCGACGGGACCAUCACCAGGUCAGACACGCUGGGUCACAUCCUCCCCACGCUGGGCAAAGACUGGACCCACCAGGGCAUCGCGCGGCUCUACCACAGAGUCAGCCAGAAUGGCUACAAGUUCAUGUACUGCUCGGCGCGGGCCAUCGGCAUGGCCGGCAUGACGCGAGGAUACCUGAACUGGGUCAACGAGAGAGGGACCAUGCUGCCCAUGGGCCCGGUGCUGCUCAGCCCCAGCAGCCUGUUCUCGGCGCUGCACAGGGAGGUGAUCGAGAAGAAGCCAGAGAGGUUCAAGAUCGAGUGUCUCACCGACAUCAAGCACCUUUUCCACCCGAACGCCGAGCCGUUCUACGCCGCGUUUGGCAACCGAGCGACGGACGUGUUCUCCUACAAGGAGGUGGGCGUGUGUCUGAGCCGCAUCUUCACCGUCAACCCCAGGGGGGAGCUGGUGUCGGAGCGCGCGAGGGCCGACGUCUCCUCCUUCGGGCGCCUGUGCGACAUGGUCGACCACGUGUUCCCCGUCACCGCUCGAGGGGAGGGAGGCGGUCCGUUCGACCAGCGCGGCUGCUGGAGCGGAGAGGAGUCCGGUGGCGUCGCUCAGGGAGGAGAAGAAGAAGAACGGGCGGAGACGCGGCGUCUGGAGACCAACUGAGGCCGUCCUCCAUCACAGAACGUCUGGCGCCGGGCUCAGUGGGUUCUCACCCUGGUUGUUGCGGACGGAACAUUUAACCUGGAGCUGUGAGGUCGGACCACGUGAGACCGCUGCAGCAGAACAGACGGACCCAAAGGGGCCCUCCUUUAAUAACGAACACCUACAAAGAAGCCAUAUUCAGAGUCCGGGAGCGUUGGACAACAGCUGAUUCUGUUACUGCCAAUACAAAAAGCACAAAAGCUCGCCAUUUAAAGCUCAUUAAGUUAAUGCCAUAAACUGAAUGUGUUACAGACCGGAACCAGCUCCUCCACAUCUAAUCACGACUGACGGGAAAAUGCUCUUAAAUCAGCCCGUGCAUCUAUUUAUCUCGGUUCUUUAUUGACGUGGAAUGUUUUCACCACGUGGUGAGUUUCAUCUGCUUCUGGUUUUGUUCGUCUUCUGACCGAGCUACUGUGAAAAACAUGCUCUGGGACAACUCCCAACCAUUAUAGUGAAGAGUAACGCAGAACAAUGCAACUGCAGUAAGUUAUGUGUGUUUGUGUGUGGAGAUAGAACCACAGCAUGUGCUGUCGUGAAAGCGGAUCCAGCUCGUUCUGUGUUCGCUGACGUCGGUGCUGCACUGAUCUGUAUGUUCUCAAUGCGCUAAAGGAGAAGUGAUUCUACAAAAAAAAAAAAAAAAUCUCCUCAAGUGAAUUUCUUUUGUUUCUGCUGUACAGAAAAAUAUGAGGUGUUUAACGUGACGUCUGUGAAUUCAGGUUGUUUGGUGCCUCUGACUCAUCACAAGUUCAUCACUUUUCUGUUCUUUAUUAAAUUAACCUGCACGGAGACGUUCUGUUCAUGUUGAAACUUUUAUUGAGGACCUUUAUUUUGAAUCAACGUUCAUGUGGUGAACAUCACCUCCUUCUUUCUGUGAAAGAUUGAUCACUCUGACUAGUUCUCCAGUCUGUGUUGUGUUCAUGUCGCUUAAUGCACUGUGCUGUUGCCAUUUUCAAUAAAGUCAGUAGUGAUUGAUUUGUGUUACUGUCAUUGCUAUGAAUAAAAAUCAGCCCAGCCUCA
Molecule: messenger RNA, 3997 nt
Organism: Betta splendens (Siamese fighting fish)
Lineage: Eukaryota; Metazoa; Chordata; Actinopteri; Anabantiformes; Osphronemidae
Gene: lpin1a
Product: lipin 1a
Exons: 24
Coding region: 116-2941 (941 amino acids)
Biological process (GO): triglyceride biosynthetic process; fatty acid catabolic process; cellular response to insulin stimulus
Cellular component (GO): mitochondrial outer membrane; nucleus
Molecular function (GO): phosphatidate phosphatase activity; transcription coactivator activity
Source: RefSeq, a predicted model, not a curated record